CAUGGCUAGAGCUCCAUCUGAAUCCUGUGGUGAUACUAACAUUUCACACUGGUCUUUCUGCUCACCCAAACUCUUUGUUUACAUCCUGGCCGCUUGUGUCAUUCUCUUGAUUCUCUUCCAGAUCCAAUAUCUUGACUCCCCUGGAUCUCCUUCUUCUUCUUCACCUUCAUGGCCUCUCAUCCACUCAUGGAAAGCAGUGUCCCAAGAAAGGCCAAACUGCAGCCAUGAGCUCCUAGCCUUGGCCGAGAAACUUAGUGAUGCAGUCACGUUUCUCCCUCUUAAAGAUCUCCGCUACGCCCAAACUGCCCAGCAAGGCCACACGUGGUUCAUGAGCUCCCUAUAUGAUACUCACGUAGAAGGCGAGGUCCAAUACCAACAAUAUCCUUCAGCUGCCUCCAGAGGCAGGCUUCUAUGCAUAAAGGGACGGGACACCCACGACGGCGCGCGCAACUCCUAUGCCUUGGCAUGGACGGACGCUCUUCCUCGAAAUGCCACGUUCUUGACGGGCCUAACUUUUGUUUCCUACAAUCAUUAUGACUACGACAACAUAUGGCACGGGCUAUCAGCAAUGGUACCAUUCGUGGCGUGGCACCUGAGAGACGGGCAGUGUGCAGUGCCGGCAAGGUGGGUUCUGUACCACUGGGGGGAGCUGAGAAUAAAGAUGGGGCCAUGGGUGAAGAGCUUAAUGGAAGUCACAUUUGGUGGGUCAAUGAAUAUGGAAGAGUUUGGCGAUUCUGGUGAUGAAGGAGUGGCUUGUUUUGAAGAGGCAGUGGUGAUGAGGCACAAUGAAGGAGGGAUGUCUAGAGAGAGGAGAUUGGAAGUGUAUGAUAUGAUGAGGUGCAAAGCCAGGGAGUACUGUAAUGUGAGGAAUGAAGGUAGGGGUCUGGCGGUGAUAGGGCUGACAAUGCUGAUGAGAACAGGGGCGAGGUCUUUCAGGAAUGAGUCAGCUGUCGUUGGAAUCUUUCAAAGGGAGUGUGGGAAGGUGGAGGGGUGCAACUUAACGGUGGCUUAUGCCCAUAACCUCACCUUCUGCCAACAGGUGAAAUUGAUGAGCUUGACAGACAUUGUAGUAUCUGCACAUGGCGCCCAACUAACCAACUUGUUCCUCAUGGACAAAAAUAGUAGUGUGAUGGAAUUCUUUCCCAAAGGAUGGUUGAAACUUGCAGGUGUUGGUCAAUACGUAUUUCAUUGGUUUGCUAGUUGGUCUGGGAUGAAACAUGAAGGAGCAUGGCGGGACCCAAAUGGAGAUGAUUGCCCUUACCCAGAAGAUGAUCGGCGUUGCAUGUCCAUCUAUAAGAAUGGCAGAAUCGGAUAUAACGAUACAUUUUUUGAAGAGUGGGCAAGAAAUGUUCUCAUGAAGGUGAAGACACGGAAGAUGGAAGAAGCCUUGAAUAAGAACACUACUUCAGUUUUAGGUGGUUGUGCUUGUAGUUGAAAUGCUAGACUACCAAUGCUUAAGCACAUUGAUUAUACUAUUUAGUUUCCAUGAUAGAAACGAUAUCUUAAUUGAUGGUUCUUUUUAAUUAAAAUUUUUAGCGCACAAG
Vitis riparia (riverbank grape) is the source of this 1544-nucleotide messenger RNA. RefSeq lists its product as uncharacterized. Lineage: Eukaryota; Viridiplantae; Streptophyta; Magnoliopsida; Vitales; Vitaceae. The record is from RefSeq and is a predicted model, not a curated record. The transcript is spliced from 2 exons. The coding region runs from base 2 to 1435 and encodes 477 amino acids. Gene Ontology annotation, molecular function: glycosyltransferase activity.